Molecule: messenger RNA, 7039 nt
Organism: Sceloporus undulatus (fence lizard)
Lineage: Eukaryota; Metazoa; Chordata; Lepidosauria; Squamata; Phrynosomatidae
Gene: XYLT1
Product: xylosyltransferase 1
Exons: 12
Coding region: 42-2948 (968 amino acids)
Biological process (GO): chondroitin sulfate proteoglycan biosynthetic process; heparan sulfate proteoglycan biosynthetic process
Cellular component (GO): membrane
Molecular function (GO): protein xylosyltransferase activity
Source: RefSeq, a predicted model, not a curated record
CUGAUCCGUCUGAGGAGCUCCGGGCGGCGGAGGGAGCAGCGAUGGUGGCAGCGGCGUCGGGUGCAGCAGCCUCGUCCUCCUCUUCGUCGUCUUCGUGCUCCCGGCGCCUGUCCCGGCGCUCGCCCUCGGCGCUGCUGCUGCUGGCGCUGACCGUGCUGCUCCUUGUGCAGAGCCUCGUCGUCUGGAACUUCAGCAGCUUAGACGCCGGAGAGCAGCAGCAGCAGGAGGAGGCCCAGGACAAGCAGCAGCAGAACCAGCAUCAGCAGCAUCUCCAAGGAGGAGGAGGCAGGAGCCGGAGGAGGGAGAAGCGCCAGCUGGAAAGCAGCCACAGCCCCGACCUGCUCCGGAGGCACCUGCCCCGCAAGGGACCCCGAGGAGGGGCAGCAGCAGUAGCAGCGGGCAAGGAGGGCAUGGAUCAACCUCUCAAUAUUUAUAAAGGCUUGGAAACCCAGGAUGGCUACUUUUCCCACCGUCCGAAGGAGAAAAUGCGAACAGAUAGCAAUAAUGAAAACUCUGUUCCCAAGGACUUUGAAAACAUAGAUAACAGCAAUUUUGCUCCCAGGACACAGAAGCAAAAACACCAGCCAGAACUGGUGAAGAAGCCAGUGAGCAAACAGAAGGAGCGCUUGAGAAGAAAACUGGAGCAAGAGGAAAAGGUGAAAGAAAACUCGUUCCUUGGAAAAAAUUCCAAUGAGGUGCUACAGGAUGGCAAUGCCACCCCAAAGAACAACAACUAUGGCAGCCAUUGGAAGGAUACCCACCGAUCUGUCCGGCAACCACAUUGGAAGAAGGGUGGAAAUGGCUCCCCUGAGCUUGGGUACGAACAACAACCCAAAUGCGAGAUGUCAGGCAAGGAAGCACUAUCUGCUCUGUCCAGAGCCAAGUCCAAGCAGUGUCGGCAGGAGAUUGCAGAGAUAUACUGUGAGCAUAAGAAAGGGAAGCUUAUGCCAGAGCAAGUGACUCGUUUCUGUCCACUAGAAGGCAAAGCCAACAACAAUGUCCAGUGGGAUGAAGACUCCGUAGAAUACAUGCCCACCAACCCAGUCAAGAUCGCAUUUGUCUUGGUUGUUCAUGGCAGAGCAUCUCGGCAGCUAACACGCAUGUUUAAGGCUAUUUACCAUAGAGACCAUUUUUAUUACAUUCAUGUUGACAAGCGUUCCAAUUACCUACAUCGGCAAGUGCUCCAAUUUGCAAGCCAGUAUCCCAACGUGAGAGUGACCUCUUGGCGCAUGGCAACUAUAUGGGGAGGAGCAAGCCUGUUAUCCACUUACUUGCAAAGCAUGCAUGAUCUUUUGGAAAUGAAGGACUGGCAAUGGGACUUCUUCAUUAACCUCAGUGUUGCUGAUUAUCCCAUCAGGUCAAAUGAUCAACUCGUCACAUUCCUAUCCAGAUAUCGAGACAUGAACUUCUUGAAGUCACAUGGAAGAGACAAUGCAAGGUUUAUUAGAAAACAAGGUCUAGAUAGGCUUUUUCUGGAAUGUGAUACCCACAUGUGGCGCCUUGGUGACCGGAAAAUUCCAGAAGGAAUCACAGUCGAUGGUGGUUCAGACUGGUUUCUGCUGAAUAGGAAAUUUGUGGAAUAUGUCACAUUUUCGAACGAUGAUCUGGUGACAAAGAUGAAGAGGUUCUACUCAUAUACUUUGCUUCCAGCUGAAUCUUUCUUCCACACUGUCCUGGAAAACAGCCCUCAUUGUGACUCCAUGGUGGACAACAAUCUGCGUAUCACAAACUGGAACCGCAAGCUGGGAUGCAAAUGUCAAUACAAGAACAUUGUGGACUGGUGUGGCUGUUCUCCAAAUGACUUCAAGCCGGCUGAUUUCCACCGAUUUCAACAAACAGCAAGACCAACCUUUUUCGCACGCAAAUUUGAAGCAGUGGUGAAUCAAGAAAUAAUUGGCCAGUUGGAUUACUACUUGUAUGGCAACUAUCCAUCUGGCACACCAGGCCUUAGAUCAUACUGGGAGAAUGUCUAUGAUGAACCAGAUGGUAUCCACAGCAUUAGUGACGUUGCACUAACCAUAUACCACUCGUUUUCUCAUUUGGGCCUCAAGAGAGCAGAAACUUCAUUCCACACUAAUGGUGACAACAGCUGCCGGUACUACCCAAUGGGGCAUCCCGUCUCAGUCCAUCUCUACUUUCUUGCUGAUCAUUUCCAGGGUUUUCUCAUUAAGCACCAUGCGACUAACUUGGCUGCCAGUAAGCUUGAAACCUUAGAGACAUGGGUGGUGCCCAAGAAAGUAUUUAAAAUUGCAAGUCCUCCAAGUGAUUUUGAAAGGUUGCAGUUCACAGAGAUUGGAACAGACUGGGAUGCUAAAGAACGAAUUUUCCGGAAUUUUGGUGGACUCAUUGGACCAAUGGAUGAGCCAAUUGGCAUGCAGAAGUGGGGGAAAGGCCCCAACGUCACGGUUACAGUCAUUUGGGUAGACCCCAUAAAUGUCAUUGCCGCCACAUACGAUAUCCUGAUAGAAUCCAGUGCAGAGUUUACUCACUACAAACCACCGUUGAAUUUGCCUCUCCGCCCUGGAUUAUGGACAGUUAAAAUCCUGCAUCACUGGGUAGCUGUGGCUGAAACCAAAUUCCUAGUCUCUCCUCUGACCUUUUCCAACAGGCAAUCAAUCAGGCAAGAAGAAGUCAUGAAGCUGCAUGGUGGACCACCCAAAAAUGCCUACAUGGAGCAGAGUUUCCAAGGCCUGAACCCCGUUUUGAACAUCCCCAUCCACGCUGCACAGGUGGACCAGGCCAAGAAGAAUGCGGAACUCACUGACACCAAGCUAGAGAACUGGGUGGACAGCUUAGUUGGAAGCGUGUGGUCAGCUGUUGAUAUCUGUAGCACUGGCCCAACCUCCUGCCCAGUCAUGCAGGCCUGUAGCCAGACAUCUUGGAGUUCCCUCAGCCCAGACCCAAAGUCUGAGUUGGGCCCUGUUAAACCCGAUGGCCGUUUGAGGUAGCACCUGGUAUGCCCUUGGUUGGCUUUUAAAGGGAAUUGAACUUCAUUUUUGUGACUUGUGUGGGAGUGAGCAUCUAUCUGCACUUCAAAAUGCAAACAACAUUUUUAAAACUCCUUUCCUCAAGAAAAAAAAUCUGCAAAUUGUUUGUCAUUAAGGUUCGGAGUGGGAAAAGAUGGGAAUGUUUAGUUAUUUCCUCAAUGAAUUAUCAUUUCAAAUUCUUUUUAAUGGGAGAGGAAGGAGGAAAGUUAUUUUAAAACAUGCCUUUUCAUAACACAUAUAUAAUAGAUUUUGAAAUCAUAUCUCAGCUCUUCGCUGUUUUAUUUCACACACUUUCCCCCCCAGAAAAAGUGACAUCUCUGACAGGAGUAAUAAAAUGGCCACUAGUCCUGAACACUUCAAAAGUAUCCUCAUAGACAUUUAGCAAACAUUUGCCAAGUCAGGUUUUCAGUAGCAAUACAUAAGUUCUCCCCCUUUCUCCUUUAUAAUCAUUUUUACUUUUUAAAAGCCUUACCUCUGCCUGUUAAUAUUUGCAGAGGUUCAAGAUUUCACUUUCCAGAUUAUGGAACAAUUGCACAAGAUUGUUUCUGUGUAGAAGAUGUGGGUUGCGAUCCUAAAUACUCUUACUAGAGAUGCAUCCCCAUUGAAUACAUUAGGUCUUCGUUUUCAGUAAAUAUGCAUUAGGAUUGCACUGAAAGAAACUGGCUGCAAUAGCAGUACAAAUGGCAGCACUUAUAAUCUAUAAACAGGAACAUUCCUCUUUAUUAAGUUUGAGGUAGGCAAGUGUGUCAGUGUUAAUUUUCCCCAUAUAUGAAUGUUGUGAAUUAUGACAAAUUCGGAUUAGAAAUCAACUGAACUGACAUUCUUGCUUGGCCCCAGGUUACAGGCAAAUCUGUCAAUUUCACAAUCUCCCUCACUCAUAUCAUGCCAAUUUUAUGCAAUUCUAAUUAAGAAUUGACUUGAAAGCAAACUCUCGAACCAAAAACAUCUAUUUAUCUUACAUUUAACUUUUAAACGAGUUUUGACUUCCGUUUCGUAUUCUGGAGCUCCGACACAUUGGUCAGAUCUGAGGCUGAAACAUAGUGAAAAUGUUAGUUUCUACUAACAUUUAAAUUGUAUUUUUAUAUUUUUUUCUCCCUACUACUUGAUGCAAAUUAUUUCUGGUUAAACUCUUUGGCACAAUUUGGACAUUUUACACAUAUGCACAUGUUUUUAGGUAACACACGGGUGUGCUUCGUUGAGUUGAGUUCAAAUUUCUUGUCUGUUUAUGGAGCGCCAAAUCUCAAAGAAUGUCUUUUUAGUUCAGUUAUUGAAUAUGCCAGCCAUUAUAAAGUGGUAGUUGAUUUAAUAAAGUAACAUUUCUCUUCCCUCUUUCCCCCUUCCAUGCUCAUUUCUGACUUCCAUGGCUGUCAAUGCACAGCCAGCUCCUCCCUGUCAGAAAGGCUGAUAACGUCACCAAGUAACAAGAAAUGGUUGAAUUCCUUUUUUAAAACAACAGCUACAGUGGUGGGGAGUGUAAACCCUGCCACCCUGAUGUCUUGCUGAUCUAUUUUCUUGUCGUCUUGUUUGGUUUAAAGCUGUUCCACUUUGCUUUGGACUUUUGGGAUUUGCGGUGUCAGCUGUGCUGGCAUAAAAGUAGAGCAUUAAAUGUUUAGCUGACACAAAAGAGGCUGCAAAGGAGGAAAACCGUAGGUAUUUAUUUGUGUUUUAGUCAAUGACUAAUGAGUAGGUGCUGCUUGUGCAGCUUGGAGAUAAAUCUUAUCUUACUAACUAAAACUGCUUUUAUUUUUUAAAGGCCUUUUUUUCUUUUUUGAAACAAAAGAAAAAACUCUCCUUCCUUCCCCUUAGUUUCUUUCUAUUCUUGCAAAAUUAAUAAAGAAAACAAAUACUAAAGUAGUGUUUCUCAGCCUUGAUGGCUCCCUAAGUAUUCUUGGACUGCCAUCCUUCCCAGCUAACAUGAACAGCAUUUAGGGAGGAAGAGAGUUGUAGUCCAGUUGCAGUCCGAAGUUAGGAGCCACUUAAAGUGAGUUUGAAAAGUAAGAGUGAGGGGCUUUCCAUCCAAUUAGGAGCAGUUGUUGUAUUUCAUACUGUCAUAACCAUCCAUCUGUAGCCCUAUUCUGGCGUUCAGAAUAUAAUCAAAAUCAACACAAAAGGAAAGAAGGGAGUGUUUCUUGCUCUUCGUUCUUGCUCUCCUCAGAUAGUGAGCAACAGUUUGAAGAGGAGAGUUGGUACUAAAUGUGUGGGUUUUUCUUCACAUCAUCCAGAAUGCUUACUUUUCCCAAGAUUAUGGAUUGCAUGGAAAACAUAGAAGAGGCUCACCUUCUUAAACUGCUGUUCUGUACAUGAGGAGACCAGUCAUGGAUGGGCAAGUCUGGCAUAUUCCUUUCCGCAUGUACUUAUUUUCACUACAAUACCAGGUUAUUGUGUUUUGCAAACAGCCGUUAUACGCAAAUAUGGGAAGGAGAGAUUAAUACAAUUUAUACUAUUGCUAAUAAACCUUUGAAAGUAGAAUAAUUUUCCAUGCCCCCCUUAGACUUUAUAGCACGUUUCAUUACAUUCUGAGUGCCUGAGUGGAGUUUAUAUCUAUCUAAUCCAUGCCCUGUCUUUGAAAAAAUCAAGUGUACAUAAACUCUUCCAGAUGGGGUGACUUUGUUUAUGCACCAAGUGGACAAAUGGCCAGGCCUCACCAGAAGAUCAAGUCUACUGCUAAUACCUUCAUGACAGUGAGAGAGAGUCCAGUGUUCUCAUGCUCAAAGUAGCUUUUAAUCCAACAUCCUACCAUGCAAAUCUUUAGGGUACUUCCUUGCAAAGUACAAGGUAUUUCAGUUGAUAGGAGCCAAUGUAAAAGUGUUCUGUUUAAGGCAGCAAUGUACGGCUCUCCAGCUGCUGGUGGUAUGUAAUUUGCACGUUUCAUCACCAUUGCAUAUGUUAGCUAAGGUUAGUGGGAGUUCUCCAACAACAUCUGAAUCCCCAUGGUCUCCACCAUGGUCUCUGACAUUUGACUGAUGAUAGAUAAUGCACAUAUGUACUACCUUAGUUCAUGUGUUCAUCAAGCCAUGUGCAAGUCUCUUCUACGUUUUCCACAUAAGCCAUAAUCUUGGGGAAAGUAAGCAUUCUGGAUCAUGUGAAGAAGAACUCACACAUUUAGUACCAACUGAAUGCUGCAGUACAAGUGAUCUUGAAAAAGGUCAGCUCUCUGCUACUGCCUCCAAACAGAUCUUUCAUAUCUUAUGUAGUGGAGAAGAGCUGCAGAACAUCCCAGGUUCUCUGCCAUUGAGCUACUGAGGCCUAAUUCAAAUAACCUGUGAUAGCAUUGUAAAUAAUUGCUGGUGUGGGAAAUACUAGGUCUCUUGCCAAGCGUAUGCAUGCUCAGAAAGUCAUAAGCAAUAACACAAGGUCAUCUGUCCAUGUUCUAAACAUAGUCGAAUCCUGAAGUAGAUGAGUGGACUGUAAAACUUCAAGUUGCAACCUUGGGGAUAGCAUUUUAGAAUGCCUUGCAGAUGUAAAGGACACAGACACUGUAAAUUCUUUAACAAGUUAUCAUUACGUGGGGAGAUUUCCCAAACAAUUUGUGCUAGUUUUCUUCUACAGGAAAUUUUUCAAAUAUUUAAAAAAUGUAAUUCAGCAUUUGUGAUUUGAAGUGGUUAACAGUCUGUUCUCAGGAUUCUUUAGUCCAUUCUCUAAAUGUUUCGUACAAACCAUCGGAAGAAAGGGUAUGUUUAUUCUCAAGAAAAGAAAACUGUUAGUGUUGGGGCAGCAGUCUUCGAAAAUCUGAAGGCUUAUCAAAACAGCAAAGACUUGUUCUCUGCUUUCCCAAAGGGCAGAUUUCUAAUGGGCUCAAGUUGUCUAAUCUAUCUAAUAGGCUCACAGGGUAUAUUUUGACUCAGCAUUUGGAGGAACUUAUGGAUUAGUCAAGGCGGUUCAACAAGGAAACCAAGUACUUGGAGGGGAGGUGGGCUCUCCCUUGCUGCAGGUCUUUAGGCAAGGGCUGCUGAAGAUAGUGUCAAUGUAAGGGCCCAAACAGAGAGGCCAAAAUAAAGCUGCUUCGGGUCACUUUGGAGGUAUGCUAUUUCAAUGACACAUGCAUCUGAAGA